AUGUAUCCCAGCAACGGACAUCCAUCUUUUUCACCGGCGGCGAUAAAUUAUUCAAGUUACUAUCAGAUGGCUACUAAUAUCCAUGGACAACCUCUGUCAUACUCGUAUCUCAGCUAUGGCCAAUGGAAUUCGCUUAAUCAGUUUCAAGGCGGGUCUGUCAGCCCUGGGUUAGAUCAACCACCGUCUCUUGGAGUUGUGAGCCAAACCUUUGUUUCUCAACUUUCCGGUAGCAAUCUGACAUAUAGUACUUAUGCACAAGCCGUGUCUGUUGGAGCUGUUGGGCAAACCAUUGUUUCUCAAGCUUACAGCAACAAUCAGAUAUAUAGUUAUUUACAACCACCUUCUACCGGAGCUCCGAUGGAAACCUUUGUGUCUCAAUUCUCCGGCAGCGAUCAGAGAUUUAGUAGUCAUGGACAAGCACCAUCUUCUGGAGCUGUUUGGCCAACCGUCGUUUCUCAAGCUGCCAGCAACUAUCAGCCAUAUAGUUAUGUACAACCACCGGUUGGAGAUGUGAGACAAACUUUUGUUUCUCAGCUUUCUGGCAGCGAUCAGACAUAUAGUACUUAUGGGCAAGCACCUUCUGUCGGAGCUGUUUGUCAAACCGUCGGGUCUCAAGCUUCUGGCAACGAUGAAAUAUAUAGUAACAAUGUACAACCAUCGUCUGUUGAAGCUGUGAAUCAAACCUUCGUUUCUCAACCUUCUGGCAGUGAAAAAAUAGAUAGCAAUGGACAACCACCGAAGCGCAACAGCGUAGGUAGACGAGCCAAAAAAGAUUACAAAGACGUUUCGGAGAAACUCAACAGUGACCUUUUCGGUAAGAAUUCAGAGACCCACCAAUCGGCAUCAUCCAUCGUCAAAGAUGUACAGUCCACCGGCAAGGAAGUAUCGUCCACAGGCGAUGAGGCACUGGCGAUGUGGUUAGGUCUGAAUGCAAACGGCCAUGCGAACGAUGAAACUGAUUUGUUUAGUUUUCCGAAUUUAGAAGACUAUAAGUCUAUUGCUCGCCGCUAUCGUCACCGUCGUCUGAAGGAGGAAUAG
Messenger RNA from Lactuca virosa, 1038 nucleotides. Lineage: Eukaryota; Viridiplantae; Streptophyta; Magnoliopsida; Asterales; Asteraceae. The record is from the annotation of a GenBank genome assembly.